Triticum urartu is the source of this 1041-nucleotide messenger RNA. NCBI's taxonomy places the organism in Eukaryota, Viridiplantae, Streptophyta, Magnoliopsida, Poales, Poaceae. The record is from RefSeq and is a predicted model, not a curated record.
AUGGCUGGUAGUGAAAAGAAGUUUGCCACCUUGGCUCUGCUGCUAGCAUUGCUUGGCUGCGUGGCGCGCACGUGCGAAGCAAGCUAUGGGUUUCUUCCUCCUCCUGCCCCGUCGCUCACCUACGGUCACUACUCCAAGGUCGAGAAUACUUGCUAUGGAGCGGAGAUGAUCGUGAGUAACAUUGUAAAGGAGGAGGUGAACCGCGACCGUGGCAUCGGCGCCGGGCUCAUCCGCCUCUUGUUCCACGACUGCUUCGUCCAGGGUUGCGAUGGGUCUGUCCUCCUUGACAUUAGCGCCACGCCCAACGAGCCGACCGAGAAGGACGGCAUCCCCAACAGGCACAGCCUCCGCGGCUUCGAGGUGAUCGACAGGAUCAAGGACGCGCUGGAGGCCACGCCCGGGUGCGAGCGUGUCGUCUCGUGCGCGGACAUCGUCGCCUUUGCUGCGCGCGACGCCACCUACUUCCUCAGCAACGAGACGAUGUACUUCGAAAUGCCGUCGGGCCGCUACGACGGGAACAUGUCCCUCGCGAGCGAGACCCUCCCCAACCUGCCCCCUCCCUUCGCCGACAUCACGAUGCUCGAGGGUUUGUUCGCGAACAAGGGCCUCAGCCUCGACGACAUGGUCACCCUCUCCGGCGCGCACUCCGUCGGCGUCUCCCACUGCUCGUCCUUCCGUGACCGCCUGCCGCCCAACCCUUCUUCGGAUCCCAUGGCCAUGAACUCUACGUUGGCCAACUUGGUGACAAGUCAGUGCAGCAGAGGCGACAACCCUACGGUGGAUCAGGACAUCUACACCCCUGGAUACCUGGACAACCAAUACUACAAGAACGUGAUUAGCCACGAAGUGUUGUUGAAAUCAGAUGCCGCGCUCGAGUCGCCCAAGACACUUGAAUCCGUGAAACAAAAUGCUAAGUUCUCCGUGGACUGGGAGUUAAAGUUCGGGGAAGCCAUGGUGAAGAUGGGCAACAUCGACGUGAAGACCAGCAAGAAUGGGGAGAUCAGACACAAGUGCUGGUCCAUCAACAAGAACUACUCCUAA